CGACAUGUUUGUUUCUAUAUGCGAUGUAUAAAACCUAAAACAGUGAGGCUACAGGCUGACGCUAGACUACAGUAGGUCAUUUUUUCAUUGUUGCAACGCAGAUGACGCUGAUGGAAGGAGGCCGGAUUGGAGGGCGCACACGGACGUAACGGAGACACCGCAGACGCAAAUUGAGAGAGGGAGGAGAAUGGACAAGGGAUAGGCUAUACGUAACUAAAACCUCAGUUGUAGCAGCGAGGAUAAUCUACAACCUCCAGUAACAUCAAUAUGCAGGACCAGGCCUGAUAAGAGAAUAGCCUAUGGAUUAAAUACCACAUUUGGUUGACCAUUUUUCAUCAGCUGCAAUCAGUCUUUCGACGCUGUGUCCCUUGAUACAUUGUCGCAGCAGUUUCUAUUUUCAAGCAAUCAUUUUAGAAACAUUUUGCGCUACGACGACUGAUCGCAGCUCAGAUCCUACAAUUUAAACAUAAAUAAACGUUAUAGGCUAUUAUUUUGGCCACGAGCUGCAUCCACUCUUGUGGCCAUGUCGAAACCCCGGUGAGUAUAACCGUGGCUUGUAGUGGAGUUCUCUGUGGCUUCCGUAGCGACAGUACUGCCUGGUCUAAGACCUCUUUCCUGCGAUGUUCACACAAAUACAAGUUUCCUGAUAAUCAGACUGUUCUACCCAGACCAUAGUCACAAUUCUAAACCAAUAAAAUAAAAAGUGAGUGUGUUUACCAGGAGAGGAGACGAAUACGGCUUUACAGCAGCACAGCAACACAGUGAUCAUGUCUUCCAGGGAGCGUCGGUCAGACCUGUACAUCAAGGCAGAGCCCAGCAGUCCAGAGGGAGGUGGUGGGGGCCGGGCCAGCCCAGGGGGAGCCUCUUCAGACUCCUCCCAGAGUGGUGGAGGUGGGACAAGAGGAGACGGGGUUGGGCGCUACUCACCCCCUCUGUACACACCGGCCCUGCGGUGCCACUUCAAGGAGGAGGGUGGUGAUGGGGCGGAGGAGGGAUCCACAGGUAGUGGAGGAGGGCGGUGCAAGUAUGCCCUGAGCACACUACCCAAGAGACUGUGUUUAGUGUGUGGAGAUGUAGGAUCUGGCUACCACUACGGUGUAGCCUCAUGUGAAGCCUGCAAGGCCUUCUUCAAGAGAACCAUCCAGGGUAACAUCGAAUAUAGCUGUCCUGCGUCAAACGAAUGUGAGAUCACCAAGAGGCGCAGAAAGGCUUGCCAGGCGUGCCGCUUCACCAAGUGCCUUAAAGUAGGCAUGCUGAAAGAGGGAGUCCGUCUGGACCGGGUCAGAGGAGGGAGACAGAAGUAUAAAAGGCGUCCAGAGGUGGAGAAUGCGACCUACCAGAGUGCCCCUCUACCGCUUAGGAAGGAAGGGGAGAAAGGCUCCUCCAACAUCAUCGUGUCCCACCUCCUGGUGGCAGAGCCAGAGAAACUGUUUGCCAUGCCUGACCCCCUGCAACCUGAUACGGCUCAGCGCACACUCACCACCCUCUGUGACCUCGCCGACCGCGAACUGGUCGUCAUCAUCGGUUGGGCCAAACACAUCCCCGGCUUCCUGUCGCUGUCUCUGGCAGACCAGAUGUCGGUGCUGCAGUCCGUGUGGUUGGAGGUGCUGGUGCUGGGUGUGGCCUUCCGCUCCCUGGGCUGUGAGGAUGAGGUAGUGUUCGCUGAGGACUUUGUCCUUGACGAGGAGAUGUCCCGCGUGGCUGGACUGACAGAGCUCAAUGCAGCCAUCAGCCAGCUGGCCCGACGCUUCCGCUCCCUGCAGCUGGACCGGGAGGAGUUUGUCAUGCUCAAAGCCAUCGCGCUCACCAACUCCGACUCUGUGUACAUAGAGGACAUGGAGGCAGUGCAGAAGCUGAGGGACCUCCUCCACCAGACCCUGUUGGAGAUGGAGUGCCAGCGACAUCCCGAGGACCCCCAGCGAGUGGGGCGCCUCCUCCUCACCCUCCCCCUCCUCCGCCAGACAGCUGGUCGCGCCCUCACCACCUUCUACAGCAUCAAGACCCGAGGUGGCGUGCCCAUGCACAAACUCUUCCUAGAGAUGCUGGAAGCCAUGAUGGACUCGCCCUAGAGAGAAGGGAGGAUGAGGAGAAGCCAAGGAGAGCGGAUGCAAGGGCACGAUGAGAGACGGGCAAUCUGCAGAGUGAAUGGCUGGCUGCUGUGAACGGAGAGGUUUGUCUUAGAUUUUGACCAUGAAGAAUGUGGAGAUAAUCUCUGGCCUCUUCAGAGAUUCAAAAUGGUGUUAAAAAAUGGAGAAAACAUGUAUACAUGUUGUAGAUGCCCUCAGUGGAGGUUGAUGGUGGAGUUUAACACCUUAAUACUUGACUGCCAAACUUCAUUGAAAGAGUCCAAGACAUAGUCAGUUUGAAGGUCAGAAUCAUAUUAGAUUUCCAGUAUCACUAAGGUUUUUCAUUUGUAGCACUGGGCUCAGACAUCAAUUCAAUGACUAUUCCAUGUUGGUUCAACAUAAUUUCAACCAGUGUGUGUGCCCAGUGGGUAAGCUUCACAUCAGAAACUACUGAAGAACUGCAGUUAGAUAUCUAAGACCAGACUGUAACCUUGUGGCUGAGUCUUGAUUGUGAAAAAUGCAAUAUCUCCCUCCACACAAAAGCCAUACUAAAAUACCAGGCAAAGAAACAACCAUUUACAAAGACUGCAGUAUAGGGUCAGACCAACCAUGCACCCAUAAGAGUAGUAGGUUAGUCUACAUACACAGACGCACAGUCUUACAAUUUACUCAUAGGAAUUACUUGCAAUAUUUUUUAAAGCAAUACAAUACUUUACAUACAAAAGAAAAUAAUAGUGGUAACUGGUUAGGCAAUGACUGGCUAUACGUUUAGGCCUAUGUGGCAGGGUGGGUGUGGAAAAACAGCUUAUAAAAAGCUGUGCAAAUGGUUAUUAGUCCAAGAAAAGGGAAUACGAUGAUUGUCAACAAAGUGUUGAAGUGUCGCUGUACUUGGAAGUUGUUUGAUUUUAUUUAUACUGUAAGUAGUCCCAAUAGGCAUACAAAAAAAAUGAAUUAUGCGCAAGCCUUUGUGUGAGUGUAUGUGAGAGAGAGAAGGUGCGCUGUCAUUUUGCAGUGUUGGCACCACACUGAAGCGGCAAGAUCAGGGGAAAAAGUAACAGUUCUACUUUCUUGGUCAGCCUGGCCAUAACAGUGAAUAAAGAAGAUUGGGUCAGAGGGGAACAAUGGCUCCUGAGCAUGUUUUCAUUGGAUUCUUGAUUCUCCAGAUCUCUUCACUGGUCCUCUCCAACCCCUCUGAUUCAGAUGGAAUGUGCUGUUUAAAACCAUUAGUUUGAUUAACUGACUGCCGUUAUUAGUGAUCAAAUCGAUUUGGGGCUAAAAUUAGGAAUUUAAACUGUUUUUUAAAUAUAUAUAUAAUAUAUAUAUAUGAGGUGUUGUUUCAGCGGAACAGUUUGCUUCUCCUCUUGCAGCCGCUGAAAGACUGAAGAAAGGGACUUCUGUUGUUUUGACCUGGAGGUCUUCGUACUGUGUAUGACCUUUGAACUGCAAGCCUAAUAGUGCCCAAAUGGGGUUUAGAGCAACAUGAAAUGCAACACAUUCAGCCUCAUAUGGGAAUCUACAGCCACUCUGACUGAGACCCUCCUUUUAAUCCUUCUCAUAGUUUCUAUUUGUCUGUUUACUCUGUUUUAUGGGCUUGAUUUGUGAACUACAUUUAUCUAUUCAGAGCUCUUACAGUUUCUGUAAGCUACAGUGUCUGUAAGCUACCAGAAAUGGCAAAAUGUAAAGGUCCUGGACUGUUGGUCCAUUGGCCACUUGCUGAGGAAGAAUGUGAUUGUAAAUCAAUCAGAGCAGCAAAAUGCUAAUUCAGUCUACAAUGUCAUAACAUUUCUAGUAAUACAGCACCCAACAUGUAUGAUGUAGACUCUAAAUCAUACUUGUUGGGUGCUGUAUUACUAUAAAUAAGUUAUGACUGUGUAUUGUCACUGUUGAGAACUUUUAAAGCAUGGUAAAAAAAGCCCAUGAGAGCUGAAUCCGGUAAAUGUGGUUGUCCCUGACAUGAAUGAUGGGAUAGAUUCAACUAAUUGCCACUGUUAAUUGAAAUUCAUACUUGAGUAUCUGUUUUUUCUACAGGAUUUUAAUCUUGAGUUUAGGUUGUUAAACUUGGAAAGUUUGGUACUGAAAUAAGACGGUUAAACUCUGAAAGUUUGGUACUGAAAUACCUGAAUAAGGCAAUCCAUUGUGAAUGUUGUGAAUGUUAUGUUUCAAAUUUAUUACUGAAAUAGAUUUUUUUUUCUGAUAAUGUAUUGAAGAAAACCCAUGUUCUUUAGUAUAUCAAUUCAACCAUGUUGAAUUAACAUACUAUCCUCUCAAUUACCCCACCUAGUUGUGAGAGGAGGUUUUGCAGUCUGGAAACUCCCAAACAAAUGUUCGAGAUUUAGUUCUGUUCUUCGUGGCUGUGGAUGUUUGCGUUUGAUGACCAUUUGUGGCUCCAUUAUUGUAAUUCAGGUUUUUAAAUUAAAAAGUAACACCAGGCAACAAUUGUUUCAACUCUGUACUAUAUCUUGCUGUCUGAUUUGUUAUGUGUUCUAUCAUAAUUUUUGUAUUUUGUUUCUCAAAGACUGAAUUUAAAAAAAAAUGUGUACAGUUUAAUAAAGUUAAUGUUUGUGUCAAUAUUAACUCUAAUAUAAUAAUACAAAGGUAGUGUUUUCAUAGGGAUAUGCAAUAUGUAAUGCCACUUUGUCUGUCAUAUAUAGGUACGGUUGGUGGGGGGGAUUUAGAUCACAAUGUAGAGGAUGUAAAGUCAUUGCUAGUUGUUAGUAUGUUUGUGUACAUUGACGUAAAUGAGCAAUACAAGAAAUUACCAAAACUCAGUUUCACAUUUCCUUGUAUAGUCGCAUAAUGUAAAUUAAACAUCAACAGUAAUAAAAAUAAUUAAUAGUAGUACUAAAGCUUAUAAUAUGGAAAAAAUUCUAAUCGAUAUUUGUAUUAAAAAAAUACUGUAUUUAAAAUAUUAAAUUCUAUUUUUCACUCAAUUUGCUGAUGUUUGUUAAUACUCGUUUAAUUUUUUGUGUGGGUUUUAGUCUAAUGGCUGUGAAUGUUUGUGUUUGUACUGUUUUUCAGUAAGCUACAAUGGUUAAUUUGAUGUGACUGUCUAAACAAAAUGUUCAUAAUUAAAUCACUGUGAAGACAAAUGCUACACUGCAGGAAACAAGGGGUCAAUUUAAAUAUUGUAGGUGCUUUGUGUUUUGUAAUAAAUUAGCAGACACCAUCACA
Messenger RNA from Oncorhynchus masou masou (cherry salmon), 5237 nucleotides. Its product is annotated as steroid hormone receptor ERR1-like. Gene Ontology annotation, biological process: nuclear receptor-mediated steroid hormone signaling pathway; regulation of transcription by RNA polymerase II. The record is from RefSeq and is a predicted model, not a curated record. Gene Ontology annotation, molecular function: nuclear receptor activity; zinc ion binding; nuclear steroid receptor activity. The transcript has 8 exons. NCBI's taxonomy places the organism in Eukaryota, Metazoa, Chordata, Actinopteri, Salmoniformes, Salmonidae. Bases 768 to 2069 code for a protein of 433 amino acids. Gene Ontology annotation, cellular component: nucleus; chromatin.